GAGAGUUCGUUGAGUGCAGUGUGUAGUACAUGCUUGACAGUCUUCUCUUUUAUGUUUUACUAGCAAGUUUUUUUUCUAGACAGACUUCCAAAGGGACAUUUUGAUUCAGUGCGACGCUAUUCAGGCAACGGUCCCGCUUUUGUUCAGUUCCAUCUUCAAAGUCAAACUGGCGGCGCUGAAGUUUUUCGUUCAAUUAACUUUCGAUCAUCAUGAUGCCUGCCACGCGUUUGCCAACGCUGAGCACCUCGAGUACUCCGUCUUGAAACAGAUCGAGUCUAUGCUUUCGCGUGACCAGCCUUCCGACAUACAGUCAAACGCGGCGAAAUGUUUUGUAAAUCUUUGGCGAUGCGGAGUGAUCAACAACGAAAAGGACAUCAUUUACAAGAAGGUCAUGCCGUCGCUGGUUCGUCGCAUUCGUGAUGACGAAGCGCAUUUCCCUGAGAAGUCAAACGCCUGUCGAACGCUUGCAUACUGCAUUGAGUCUGAUCUGUACCUUCAGCAGCUGGCGCAGUGGAACAACUUAUGUCCGCAGGCGUUGGGAAACUGCUUUGUUUGCGCGAUGGCCGUUGACCUCUCUAGUGCAGGAAAGGUUAAGCGAGAAAAUGCUAUAUGUCUGAUCGAUGCAGCCCUGCAGGGUAUUGCCGCUCUGACAUCUAAUAACGAAGAGGUUAGAAGAAAGGUGGUAGCAGAGGUUCUUAACUUCGUUCAAAACUUGAUUCGCUGUUUGGACGCUGACAAAUACGGUGACCAGGUUCUAUUAUCGGCUUUGAAAUGUUUAAGUUCUUUGAGUCGUUCGCUAGAGCAGCUAAGAACCACUUUCCAAAAUAGAGCCACAUGGCAGACUUUGCUGAUCCUCACGCGAAGUUCCAAUGAAAGCGACAUCGUUUGCACGGCGGUUGCCGUCAUUGCCAAUCUUCUCUUAGAAUUUUCUCCUAGUAAAUUGUCCGGCAUCAUCGAAACUUUGUGCGGAAUGGUCAAGAGUGAGAAUCAAUCUUUGCGUCUGAACGCCGUUUGGGCGCUGAUGAAUGCAGCGUACCGGGCAGAAGACAAAGUGAAGAUUGCGAUAGUAGUCGGCUUAAACCCCGACCAGCUGUUGCGUCUGUUGACCGAGUCAGCAGUCGAUUCACUGCUCGUUCCACGACUCCUGGGCUUGGUGCAGAAUCUUCUGUCGCAGCGCAAGGCACUAUGCAUUCUGGCAAACAUCGCUGACGGAAAUUCGGCGAAGGAGUACAUAAUGACAAACGAAGAUAUUUUGCGGAAGAUAGCCAACUAUAUGGUGCGUAUCAUUAAUUGA
This is a messenger RNA of Soboliphyme baturini, 1294 nucleotides long. Lineage: Eukaryota; Metazoa; Nematoda; Enoplea; Dioctophymatida; Soboliphymatidae. The record is from the annotation of a GenBank genome assembly.